Euleptes europaea (tarantolino) is the source of this 1419-nucleotide messenger RNA. It is a transcript of the gene PROSER2, whose product is annotated as proline and serine rich 2. The transcript has 3 exons. NCBI's taxonomy places the organism in Eukaryota, Metazoa, Chordata, Lepidosauria, Squamata, Sphaerodactylidae. Bases 1 to 1419 code for a protein of 472 amino acids. The record is from RefSeq and is a predicted model, not a curated record.
AUGCCGAGGAACAUGAUGUCAGACUUUUCCGGCAUGGUGUGCGAACUUCCUCCGAAGUGUCAAUUCGGGAACUUUGGGAAAAGCAGCAGCCAGCUGGAGAACGGAAAGGGCCGUUCGAGGCACAGAAGUUCCAACUUGGAGGACGAUGAGACCCUGAGAUACCUCAGUCACGAGGAAAAAGAUGUCCUCCUGUUCUUUGAAGAAACGAUUGAUGCUCUGGAGGAUGACUUGGAGGAACAAGCUCUUCGCCUUCACUCUCCAAGGACAACGCAAGAAAACGCACCCAGCCCUUCGGAGCCAGAAGAGAUCAUAGACUUGGUCCGGUCAGUGCCUGAGAACAGCAGUCAAGACGUUAUUUGCAGUCGACACACAGAAGCAGACUCGGAGGAGGUUUGCAAACUAGAUAAACAUCAGCUGGAGGUCAACAGUGCCCCUGAUGGAAACGUCUGCGCUGAUGCUGUUGUCCCUUCUGUUGUCCCUUCUCCAGCUCUCCCGUCAGCGCCUCCAUUGCCCAUCUACGAGGGGUAUCCUACUUCGGUCCCCGCGCAGCACCCUAGACUGCUUCGUUCCGUCCCCACCCCGCUUGUGAUUGCUCAGAGAAUGUCUGAAAACCACGGGGAGGGCGGCCCUUUCUCUCCCGGUUCCCCGAAGGAGAAGAAAUCCGUAGAGCGGAGGACGCCCGCUUCUUCGCCGAAGCGGAACGGAGGGCGAUUCACGCCCUUCAAGUCGUCCGUUCCCCCUCCGACCCUGCCCAAGCCCCAGAGGUUUCCCAGCAACAUCAGCAUCACCAACCUGAGCGAAAGAGAGUUCAACAAGACUAUCUCUAGGGCCGCAGUCAACGUCCAGGAACUCAAAGCCCAGGUGUUAGCCAACGUCAACGGUUCAGUCUUGGUGAUCAGUGAGCUGGAAGAGAGACUUCAGAAACACGAGUUCUCAGGUCCCAGUAGAAGUUCGUCUUUACGGGACUUGUCUUCGGAGCAAGCGAGGAAUGACACGUUGAGUAAACCCGGCCUCGCCGAAGAAACUCUGGUUCAGGCUAAGUCUCACCCAGAGAAAUCUCCAAGCGUUCCCACACCAAAGGAUGAAAGACCCAAAGAGCCGCCGGCCCUGUUGAAUGGCUACCGAAACAUUCACGACAUCUUAAAGCGCGAGCCUGAUCCGUUCCCCAGCGCGAGCAAAACCGUGGCGUUCAAACCAGAUGCCGCUCUCGCGGAGGGCAAGCUCCCUCGGCAGAAUGCCAAGAGCUUUUGUGACCACCGGCAGCCAGAUAUCGCCCUGGAGGUGAGGAAGAGGUCUGGCUCGCUCCCUAGGCCCUCCGGACUGAGACCCCAAGGCGUCACCGUACAGUUCUCCGGCCGCGGCUCAACGGAGGAAGCGAGGAGGGAGGCUCUGCGGAAACUUGGGCUUCUGAAGGAUUAA